AGAACGAAAAAGAAAAAAAAAAACCCCUUCCGCAGUCUGUGCUUCACACUAAUGACAUCCUCGUUUUCCCCGCUCCACCUCCCACAAUCGCAUUUCUGUCUUCCGCACAUGGACAUCUAUUAACAUUCGCGGACAAUCGUUCGAAAGGAAGAAAAGCAUCCCUACGCAAAACGCACGGAGAAGAGCAAAAAAAAAAAAGAAUAAAAAAGGGGGGAGAACCAAGAUAUAUAUUAGAUUGUAUAACAAGGAUCGAGUGGGAGAAAGAAGGAAAACGGAAAACGGAAAGAAAACAAAUAGUUAACCAUGUUGUCGCCAAAGACGGAUCCUCGCAAGCCUCCAGAGUAUAUCCUCGAGGUCUUCGCUGAUCCCACUUCCGUUAAGGAUAUUGUGAAAGGCAUCCUCCACACAAUCUUCUUCCACCGCUACUUCCCCUGCAUCCGCCCCACCUCCUUCGACGUCCUAAACCUCACCCUCCCCGCCAUUAGCGACGUCGAGCUCGAAACCCUCAUCGACGCCCGCGUCAACUCCCUGAUCCGCCAGCAUCUAUCGUCGUCGGCCAAUUCGCCCAAUGGCGGCGUGCGAGGGCGCAUUGCUGUGCAGUUUUUCGAGAAGAGGAGGAGGAAGGCUAGUGCGGGGCCGUUGGGGUUUGGGGCCGGGCUUGUUGGGGGAGGGAGGUGGCUUGUGGGCGGGUUGGCGGGGAGGGGGGGUGCUGGGGGGAGCGGUGGUGGUGGUGGUGGUGGUGGUAGGGAAGGUGGGGGAAUGAAUGAGGAGGAGGUAUGUUGGGAGAUUUGGACGGUUGAUGUUACGAUUGCGACGCCGCGGACGGAGUCGGAUCGCGCAAAAGUCCGCAAAGCCAUGGAGAAAAUGCUGCAAAAGGCCGCAUUUAAAAUCGUUGCUAUCGUCAAUAAAGACAAAGAUCACAUCCCGCCUAUUACCACGAGCGACUCGAAUCCGUUCCCGUAUCAGAUCGUGCUGAAUCCCAAGUUGGACAGUUGGGGCAAUAAGUUUGGGCUCUAUUGAGUCCCUCAAUCCCCCCCCCCCUGCCUUCCAAGGUUUCUGCGGAUCCGAUGUGCGAAGUGAUCGGUGGCAGUCAUUCCCACGUCAAAGAUACACCAAAUGUUUUUCCUCUACAUUCCCGCGCAACCCCCCCCUCUCCCCAGGGUCGCGAUUAAGCAAACAGACCCUACCUUACCCCCUAUCAUCUGUAACCGCCGGUUUUUGUCAAAGCGGGAAGCUGAGCGUUCAACACGCAACGGAGUUAAGAGGGGGUUCCUCCAGCUGAACAACCCCCGCCCAAGAAGGAAGAAGAGAGCGAUGUCGUCCCACUCUCUCGCUCCCUGCUAUUAUUCUAUCGUCCCAGGGGCAGCAGCCAUAAAAACGGGAAACGAUAUUAUUGAAUCAGGGGCCAAUAGUAUAUAUCACAAUUCAGGGAAAAGUACGGAUCAUAAAAGGAGAAGCGAAAGGAUGGAAAAAUAUGAAUAUGAAUGCCUAAAGGAAAAAAGGGAACCGGAAGACAGAAGAAACAAAAAAAAAAUGAGUUACACGAGCCCCCCAGGAUCCCCGAUCCUUCUGCCCCUCACUCGCCACCCCAUAUUCCGUGACGUUCAUACCGACGCUCCUCAAAAACAAUCUAAACGAACAAUAACAAAAAUAACGAAAAAAAAAGGAGGACCGAAUUUUGCAGUUCUCAGUAUAUGGGGGAGGUUGCUACAUAUAGAGAACCGCAUUGUGCACAAGAAACCCUUCCACUGAUACAAUUUUGUUGACAAAAACCUUAUAUAUCAUGUCUCAUAAAACUAGCGGGUGUUGAAAGGAGACAUAAAAAACUAGUCAAGCUGCUGGCGGCAGAAGUUCAGUCGCAUGGGUACCGUAAACGAAGAGCCGAGAAAUUUUUAUGUCGCCUUUCAAUUCCGGACCAACCGUUCUCUUUCUGUUUUCGACAUGGUUUUAGGACGAGUGGGGCUUGGUGGCCUGGUCUGCCUGGGAGCGGAGGUUGGAGGCAGUAGAUCCACUGGUGAAAUACCGGGAAAAGACUGGCUGAAGGAAGGAAUGGAAGACAAGUUGUGCGCCGCUAAUUGGUUUUGAUCGGUGUGAGUUAGAAGGAUGGAUGGGUAUUCAACCUCGCAAGAAAGUAUGGCAUCAUGUAUGGGAUAUUUCAGAAGCACUUGCUUACCUAGUCUGGGGAAGAGCCAUCCACAGAAUAAGAACAAAUUUGAACAUAUAGUAGAAUGCUACACGCAACUUGUUAGUAUACAUGUCAUGAAGAGAGGCACCGAGAAACACCGAGAAACUAGAAUUGUAAAGGACAUACGGAACCAAUAGGCAGCACUGAUAGCGCUCUCAACAACAGUCAGGCAGGCAUAGACAACCCAGUACUAUUUGCAUGUGAUUAGUAUUACAUCAUGCGGGCGGGAGGGAUUACACGGGGAUGGGUGGCUUCAUGACCCCUGGGAAGUCAUUGGUACGAACCGUCAACCACUAUAGGUAAAUUCCGCGCAUGUUAGCAAAUCACGCUCAUCAAAGACAACAGAAAGUGAGGAACGGUAGGCAGGGCAACAAGAACAAUGAACCAUACCUGAGUAUCAUCCGUCUUUGUGGUUGUAAACAAAGCCUGGAGAGAGUAGUAUCCCGGAAUGAGGAAGCCAGCGAAGUUAACCAGGAAAGCUCCGCCAAUAUUGAAGAACACCAGGAAAAAGUAGAUGCCGACGAGUCCGAGGAAGGCAUAGACCUUUGGAACAGAGGUCUGCCUUUCGAAGUUGUUCAGGAUGGGGUAUUUGGACAGCUAUAGUUGAUAGUAAUCGAAUUAAUAUCUGG
Blastomyces gilchristii SLH14081 is the source of this 2814-nucleotide messenger RNA. Its product is annotated as DUF1649 domain-containing protein. Gene Ontology annotation, biological process: autophagy; autophagosome assembly. NCBI's taxonomy places the organism in Eukaryota, Fungi, Ascomycota, Eurotiomycetes, Onygenales, Ajellomycetaceae. The transcript is spliced from 3 exons. The coding region runs from base 304 to 1020 and encodes 238 amino acids. The record is from RefSeq and is a predicted model, not a curated record. Gene Ontology annotation, cellular component: phagophore assembly site.